GCAGUCAGUAGUGAAGGAGAGGGAGGAGAUGGAGACAGUUGAGGUGAACGAGCUCCAGCCUCCCCGGCCCCAGCAUCGCAACCGCACCACCUUCACCCUGGGGCAGUGCAGAGUGUUAGAGCAAGAAUUCACACAGAGCCACUAUGCAGACAUGUUCACCAGGGAAAAACUGGCAUCUGAGAUCCAACUUCCAGAGGACACCAUCAAGGUGUGGUUCUCAAACAGAAGAGCAAAAUGGAGGAGGGAAGCCAAGUAUAAGAGCGGUGUCCACGGAGCACAUACUUCAUUUCUGAUGAACCAAAAGAACAAAGAUUUCCCUUCAGUGAACUCCAUGACAACAACCAACUCAAUGACUCAACAGACUCACUGGGGUCAGAGGGAGAGUUUGGGAGUACAGUUUGACACUUCAUGCUCAGAAAUCUCCCAGAGAUAUGGUCCAGCUACUACAAUAGAGAGAGGAAUAGGAGGAACAGAAGUGUUGGGCUAUAGAGGCAUCUCCAUUCCGCUUCCAUCCUCAGCAUCUCAAUACUCAGGCAGCACCACGUUCCCAUUGGUCCAUCCCCAGGACGAGAGGACUCCAUCGGCUCACCAUGCAGAGAGAUUCAUUUUCCCAUUGGCUCAUCAUUACACAGACGUGAGGACAGUCUUCUCAUUGGCUCAUCAGACUGAGAGGAUGGGACAUUCACUGAACUAUCAUUGGGAUGAUGGGUCAGAUUUCCAAUUUUCUCAUCACCAAACAGAUGAAAGGAUUCUAUUGGCUCAUCACAGGGAGAGGACUGGUGGUCCAUCGCUUAUAUGACAGAAUGUCUCUCCCCUUUUCUCGCAUCAGUGAAUGUCAGAGCCAAACAUUCUCACACACACACACACACACACACACACACACACACACACACACACACACACACGCACACACACACACACACACACACACACACACACACACACACACACACACACACACACACACACACACACACACACACACACACCUCUAUGGCUAUGCUGAUUACUACUGGGCAGGGUAUGCAAUAGAGUGGGUACAGAGACAUUCCAAUCGUGACCUAAUGUGUUUAAAAUGAAAUUUCUACAGGCUAUUGCAACAUAUCUCAGUGAAA
Oncorhynchus mykiss (rainbow trout) is the source of this 1115-nucleotide messenger RNA. Its product is annotated as paired box protein Pax-4-like. Gene Ontology annotation, molecular function: DNA-binding transcription factor activity, RNA polymerase II-specific; RNA polymerase II cis-regulatory region sequence-specific DNA binding. NCBI's taxonomy places the organism in Eukaryota, Metazoa, Chordata, Actinopteri, Salmoniformes, Salmonidae. The record is from RefSeq and is a predicted model, not a curated record. Gene Ontology annotation, biological process: anatomical structure development; regulation of transcription by RNA polymerase II.